Molecule: messenger RNA, 573 nt
Organism: Glycine soja
Lineage: Eukaryota; Viridiplantae; Streptophyta; Magnoliopsida; Fabales; Fabaceae
Exons: 2
Coding region: 1-573 (190 amino acids)
Source: RefSeq, a predicted model, not a curated record
AUGGUGGCAGAGGCACUCAGCGGAAUGAUGUCCCAAGCGAUUGAGAAGGGGUUGUUUAAGGGAUUUCUAUAUGGAAAAAAUAAGUUGGAAAUUAGCCUACUUCAAUAUGCGGAUGACACAAUCUUUUUUGGGGAGGCAUCAAUGGAAAAUGUUAGAGCAAUCAAAGCAAUGCUGAGGGCUUUUGAACUUGUGUCAGACCUCAAAAUCAACCUUUCUAAAAGUGGGUUUGGUGCUUUUGGAGUGUCAGAUGGGUGGAAAAAUGUUGCAGCUGAAUACCUUAAUUGUAGCUUGUUGACACUCCCUUUCACAUACUUUGGUGUUCCUAUUGGAGCAAAUCCGAGAUCAUCUCAGACAUGGGACCCUAUCAUAUCUAAGUGUGAGAGAAAGGUGCCUAAGAAGGUGGUGAACAAGCUAGGGAGGCUACAGAGAAGGUUCCUAUGGGGUGGGGAUCAUGAGCAAAGUAAAAUAGCUUGGGUAAAAUGGGAAACAGUUUGCUUGCCAAAAGAAGCUGGGGGGCUGGGAGUCAAAGACAUUAAUUCGUUUAACCUGUCACUAUUGGGCAAAUGGAGAUGA